CCAAUUUCUCAGGCGGCGCCAUUAGGUUUUCAGGCUUCUCUCUGAUACACAUAUACUACAUAUAUACAUCAGAUUUGUUUUAUAAACUGCAAAAUAUUUCAAGAUGUCAAUCGAGAUUGAGUCUGCCGAUGUGAUCCGUUUGAUACAACAAUAUCUUAAGGAAGCAAAUCUCGUGAAGACAUUGCAAACUUUACAGGAGGAAACAGGUGUAUCGCUGAAUACUGUUGACAGCGUAGAUGGAUUUGUUGCUGAUAUAAAUAAUGGCCAUUGGGACACAGUUUUGAAAGCUAUACAGUCUUUAAAACUACCUGAUAAGAAACUUAUAGACUUGUAUGAACAGGUGGUUCUAGAAUUAAUUGAACUACGGGAACUAGGUGCAGCACGAUCUUUAUUAAGGCAGACUGAUCCCAUGAUUAUGAUGAAGCAACAAGAGCCUGAGAGAUAUAUUCACUUAGAAAAUCUACUUGCACGUUCAUAUUUUGAUCCACGUGAAGCGUAUCCCGAUGGAAGUACAAAAGAAAAGCGAAGAGCUUAUAUAGCUACUGCUCUCGCUGGUGAAGUAUCAGUAGUACCUUCUAGCAGAUUGCUUGCUCUAUUGGGACAAGCAUUGAAAUGGCAACAACAUCAAGGUCUGUUGCCUCCAGGUACUACAAUAGACUUAUUUCGCGGAAAAGCGGCAGUUCGAGAUCAGGAGGAUGAAAAAUAUCCGACACAGUUGUCAAAACAAAUCAAAUUCGGUCAAAAGUCACAUGUGGAGUGUGCGCGUUUUUCGCCUGACGGUCAGUUCUUGGUGACUGGUUCGGUAGAUGGUUUUAUUGAAGUAUGGAACUUUACAACUGGUAAAAUUAGAAAGGAUUUAAAAUAUCAAGCACAAGACAAUUUUAUGAUGAUGGAACAAGCAGUGUUGUCAAUGUCAUUUAGUCGUGACAGCGAGAUGCUGGCGGGCGGUGGUCAAGACGGUAAAAUUAAAGUCUGGAAAGUGCAAAACGGACAGUGUGCGAGAAGAUUCGAAAAGGCACAUUCAAAAGGUGUGACCUGCUUGCAAUUCAGCAGAGAUAACAGUCAAAUUUUAUCGGCUUCGUUUGACACUACCGUAAGAAUACAUGGUCUUAAAUCUGGAAAAACUCUCAAAGAAUUUCGUGGUCAUACUUCAUUUGUUAAUGAAGUCGUCUUUUCUCCUGAUGGCCAUAAUAUAAUCAGUGCAUCAUCAGAUGGAACUGUGAAAAUUUGGAGUUUGAAGACUACUGAAUGCAUAGGAACUUACAAAUCAUUGGGAGCUGCUGAUCUCACAGUAAACAGCAUACAUCCCCUUCCUCGAAAUCCAGAACACUUUGUUGUAUGCAAUCGUUCUAAUACGGUAGUAAUUAUGAAUAUGCAAGGGCAAAUAGUAAGAUCGUUUUCAAGUGGUAAACGAGAGGGAGGUGAUUUUGUAUGUACGGUAGUGAGCCCGCGUGGCGAAUUUAUCUAUUGUGUUGGUGAGGAUCUCGUACUAUAUUGUUUCUCCACGUCAUCAGGAAAACUCGAAAGAACUCUCAAUAUACAUGAAAAGGAUGUGAUUGGUCUGGCACAUCAUCCUCAUCAAAAUCUGUUAUGUUCUUAUAGCGAAGAUGGACUAUUGAAAUUAUGGAAGCCAUAAAAGAAUCAAGAAACUCGCCUCUUUUUUAUUUAAACAUAGAAAACAAGCAGACUACAUGUUUUUAUAUAUCGUAAUACAACAAUCUUGAAAAUGGUUAUGCUGCAAAGUGAGAAUUUGUGCGAUCUACUAAUUCAUCUGUUCUUUCAUCAUAACGCUGUCAUGUCAGGUAAUCGAAAAAAAAUAUAUAUAUAUUGUAUAUACUUAAUUUUAACAUCUGAACAGAAAAGCAAAGACAACACUGAUUAUUAAGAUUUCCGCUUUUUGGUUUUGUUAUAAUGAGAAGAGAAAAAGACUCGAAAGAUUUUUCAUGGAAAUAUCGUCGAUAUCGCUGAUGCAUUGAACGUAACACAUUCUCCGCGAGCAAUAAUAGACAUCACGUUCGCCUGUAUCUGAUCAUGCGAACCUAAUCGUUACAACGUCGCCGACGUUAGUCGAGGCAGGUAGAUAGGAUAUGGGGUAGGUGGUUGAUCGACUCGUUCGGGACUAACAAGUGCGUCUCUCUUUUCGUACCUAUCCCGCUAUAUAUCCCUCGUCACGUAGCGCGGGCCCUUGACUGGCGCGCGCUUGAACGUAAUUGGGUCCGAGCAAAUAAGCAAUCACUAUAUUUCGGCUCGGCAAAUAUUAUAAUAACAGACCGGGGUGGGGUUAACCGGGUUAUCGGUCGUACGAUCGGUGGUCGGCUCAGGCGUCUUAGACAGCGCCAAAACCAGCACCGAUCUGCUGCUUCUUUUUGCGCGCGUCUGCUUAUAGCCGUUUACCGCGAAAACGCCCUUCGUUAAUAUCUUUAUAAAACCCUACGCGCGGAGAGAAGAGAAAAUUCGUAUCCGGUCGAGGGAUGACGAUCAAUCAAAUCGAUAUACAAAAUUAAUCAAACAAUUUUAUGUGAAGCGGAAUUUUCUUUACUCAAUAUCAUAUAUAUUCUGUUUUUGGUAUUUUUGAUUCGUCUUAUCACGCGUUGCAGUUGAAUAAUUCUAAAUC
This is a messenger RNA of Camponotus floridanus (Florida carpenter ant), 2614 nucleotides long. It is a transcript of the gene Smu1, whose product is annotated as WD40 repeat-containing protein SMU1. The transcript has 8 exons. Gene Ontology annotation, cellular component: precatalytic spliceosome. The record is from RefSeq and is a predicted model, not a curated record. Gene Ontology annotation, biological process: mRNA splicing, via spliceosome. Lineage: Eukaryota; Metazoa; Arthropoda; Insecta; Hymenoptera; Formicidae. The coding region runs from base 104 to 1636 and encodes 510 amino acids. Gene Ontology annotation, molecular function: protein binding.